This is a messenger RNA of Colletotrichum orchidophilum, 2679 nucleotides long. RefSeq names its product pyridoxal-5'-phosphate-dependent protein beta subunit. The transcript has a single exon. Gene Ontology annotation, molecular function: threonine deaminase activity; L-serine ammonia-lyase activity. Gene Ontology annotation, biological process: L-serine catabolic process; L-threonine catabolic process. The coding region runs from base 1 to 2679 and encodes 892 amino acids. The record is from RefSeq and is a predicted model, not a curated record. NCBI's taxonomy places the organism in Eukaryota, Fungi, Ascomycota, Sordariomycetes, Glomerellales, Glomerellaceae.
AUGACACAAUCCAGCCACGAAGAACGGUCCCUGUACCAGGUAACCUCCUCAUGCCUUGCGGAACAGAUUAUCAAGGCCCAGAACAGACUCUCCUGCAAGGUCAUUCGCACGCCGACGAUUCAACUUCAUUGGAUGGGAAGCAAUGCCCACCGUGUCUGGGCGAAGCUUGAAUGUCAACAAGAGACCGGCUCAUUCAAAUACCGAGGAGCACUCAAUGCCCUGCUCAUGACAGCCGCGCCCACCAUCGUCACCGCGUCAGCUGGUAACCACGCACUGGCUAUCUGCCGCGCGGCAAAGGUUGUAGGCAAGACAUCAAAGAUCAUAGUGCCUGUGACCGUCUCAGAGCUCAAAGCAAACCGCAUCUUGGCCGAGGCUGACGAGGUCAUCUUCUAUGGCAACGAUCUUGCUGAGGCGACACGAGAGGCCAUCCGCAUUGAGAAAGCUGCAAACAUCUGUGAUAGAACGGGUCAUCCCGCGAUUCAAUAUAUUUCGCCAUACGAUGACCUCGAGGUGGCGGCCGGUGCCGGUACACUCAUCUCCGAGGCUUUCGAGGAUGCCGGGCCCUUCGACCAAGUCAUCGUGCCGCUCGGCGGCGGCGGCCUCACCGCCGCUGUGGCAUCGUGGUGCCGGACCAACGCUCCGUCUACCAAAGUCAUCUGCGUCCAUCCGAAAAUCUUUUGCAGGUCGCUCGAGGACGGAGCGAAUCGCGGUAUUACGCUCUCCCAUAUGCUACACCAGCCAACCCAGGCAACACUGUGUGACGGGCUGGCGGUGCAGCUCGUGCGGCCGACGCAAUUUGCCGACAUACUGGACUCCCUCGUUGAUAAGGUCGUCGAGGUGUCAGAGGACUCGGUGCUGAUGGGCAUCGCAUCAGUACUUCGAUACCAAUCGCUGCUUCUCGAGGGAUCAUCGGCUGCAGCCAUAUCCUCCAUAUCUCAUGGCCCGCUGCAUGAUCUCAAAGGAAGAACUUUGGUUCUCUUAACCGGCGGUAACCUGAGCUCCAACAAUAUUGCUCGUGCUCUUACAGCCCAGGUUGCGGAUCCCAUUGCUCGACAGAAGAUGGGCCUUCGUAACGUAACGAAUCCCGCCGACCGCAAUGGUGCUUUGGACGAUCUGGCAAGGAAGGCCCCAGUUGAGGCACUUCCGGUCUUGAAUGGAAGUGCAGCAGCCUUGAGCAAGAAUGGUCUCCAUGUCUCACACAUGACGCCUGAGAUCGCACCCGAAGACUUGAUGGAUGCCUUGUGUCACGGCCUGCGUGAGCGAGUAGCAACAUUUCAAGAUCUUGUUCAGCAGAGGAGCCAACUGUCUAGUCAGCUCGGGUUGGAUGUCGACCGAUACAGCGAGGGCGUUCUGGAGAAUAUGGUGUCAAUCGUGCAACGCAUGGUUAUCGAGUUCAAUGAUGCUAUCCAGAGGAAAGAGCCUCUGUGGGUUCUAGAGGAGCGUUACCGUACCCUCAUCGUCUGCUUUGCCGCGGCGGAGUCCAUGGGCGAGCGCGCCUCAGCUUCAAACGACCAAGCGAAGAGGCAGUGGUUUUUCCGGACUACAGCGCAACACCAGUCAGCUUGCAAUUACGACCGCUAUGGCGUCGACACUCUACGCGACGCUGAGCUUAUGUUUCUGCGUAGUACCAUGUCCUUGUCAUCUCAAUCUGUUGGAAACGACAGGCUGUCUGUUACCUUGCUGUUGGCAUCCAGCGGCAUGGCGGCCUUCCAGAUCGUGUGGCAAUACGUCAUGCACCAGUUGAGACCAGGUGAUAGUAUCACCCUACCGCCCUACAUCUAUUUCGAGGCCAUGGAGCAAAUCGUUUCCAUGAACAAGAUGAUCAAUGUCAACUUCGCCCCAGGAUUCCACGCUGACCAGAUCAUCUGUACGGCCGAGGAGACGGGGGCGCGUGUGGUCUUCAUAGACCCUGUGGCAAACGUAGUCGGCUUGCCAUGCACAGACCUGCGCGCGUUUUUCAAAAGGGUGGCAGGGCGACCUGGGUGGGAAAAUCGCAUUGUUGUUGUUGACGGGACCAUGAUUUCCGGCGGCUUGUCUGUGUUCGACUGGGUGUCAAGCAGCGAACGAGGGCCGAUGGUGUUGUACCAUGAGAGCGCCAGUAAGUACGCCCAGCUCGGCUUGGACAUCCAGAUGGCCGGUUUCUGCGUGGCACCCUCACGGUUGGACGAGCCUUUGCGGAAAAUCAGGCGGGAUACAGGAGGCGUACUGUCCCGCCAUGGGGUGGCAUGCCUGCCGUCUCUGACGCCGAAAAUAUACGAAGAACGGCUCCAGAUGCUGACUCGCAAUGCUGAGUCAGUAUAUUACGGUCUCAAGGAACGCAUCUCACAUGUAGCCAAGGUCGCAUUCCCCGAGUCGUGGCGUGAGCUCGGCUGGCGGCACGGGGGUGCCCUUGUCACGGUAGAGUUCCUCAACGCUGGCCUGAACAACCGGGAGGGUCUGGAGGCAUGUAUAGACUUGGUGCUGCGGACUUCAACCAAAGUAGGUCUCCCCAUCACCAAAGGGGUGAGCUUUGGGUUUUCGACGUCAAGGAUCUCAGCCAGCUCUUCGAUGGCCGAAAAUACGGACCCUUUCCUCCGAAUUUCCGUUGGUAUCAGCCACGAACAUGUGCCGAUUUUAACUGCAGUGGUGGCUCAGGAAAUUCUCACGUAUGUUAAUGAGUUUGGUAUUGCGAAGGAAUGA